Alligator mississippiensis (American alligator) is the source of this 3205-nucleotide messenger RNA. It is a transcript of the gene WDR88, whose product is annotated as WD repeat domain 88. The record is from RefSeq and is a predicted model, not a curated record. Gene Ontology annotation, molecular function: protein binding. Lineage: Eukaryota; Metazoa; Chordata; Crocodylia; Alligatoridae. The transcript has 11 exons. The coding region runs from base 268 to 1485 and encodes 405 amino acids.
CCUUGCCGGGGGCAGGAUUGGGAUCCCCCUCAUCCACACCGCCCUACACAGAUCCGUUGUGCAACCUCUCAGCAAAACGCCAGUGCCCCUGCCCUGCCCUGCGGGAGGGGCGAGGCUCUCGAGCCGGGAGCCCGCGGGUUCGGGCUUCGCCUCCCUGACUCCACAGCCUGGUUGCGGCUCCAGGCCUCGCCUGCCCCGACCCCUCAGUCCUUUGAGCUUGGAGCCCCGGGGCCGUGAUCAGGGCAGGGCGGAGGCCAGGGCCAGGCGAUGGCUGCAGUGACGGGCCCAGGUGACCCACUGGCCUUGGGCGAGCUGCUGCCGCCCCCACCGCCACCUGCCUCCUCCUCGCGAGGGAGCCGCUGGGGCGACCAUGAGGAGAUUGCACAGAUUCCCUUUAAAAUCCUUCAAGGACACAAGGAUGCUGUGAGCUCCUGCCAUUUCUGCUGCGAAGACACAAAAAUCCUUUCCUCUUCUUUUGACAGAUCAGUGAAACUCUGGGAUGUUGCCAAAGGUAUUCUUGUUCAGGUGUUUGAAGAAGAACACACAGCUCCUAUUUCUGAGUGCAGCUUGACUCCUGAUAACAAAAGGGUGAUAACUUCAUCAUAUGAUAAAACAGUAAAAGCUUGGGAUAUGGAAACUGGAAAAAUGCUUUGGACAAUAGAGCAUGAAGGCCUUGUAACUUCAUGCAAUAUUUCUUAUGAUGGUAAGUAUGUGGUAUCUGGCUUGGACAAAGAAAAUGCUGUAUGUAUUACUGAUGCAGUAAGUGCUACAAUGGUGAUGUAUAUCCAAGAUCAUCACAGAAGCACAGUCACAAGAUGCUGCUUUGAUCCUGAUAACCAGAGAGUGGCUUCAGUCUCAUAUGAUAAGACCAUAAAGCUUUGGGAUACUGUGGCACAAUCUACCACAAUCACAAUUAAUGAGGGACACAGCAAUGUCAUCUCAGACUGCUGCUUUUCCUUAGAUGGCCGUUACUUGUGCACAGCAUCUUGGGAUAGAACCUUAAAAAUCUGGGAUAUAAAAACAGGGGACUUUCGUCAUCAUGGACCUAUUGUCUUGAAAGAAGGUCAUCAAGGUUCUGUUAGUUCCUGUCUUUUUAGCAAAGAUGCAUCUCUUGUGGUGUCUGGAGCAUAUGACAAAAAUAUAGCUGUAUGGGAUAUAAGAACAGGAUAUAAAAAACUAACUUUACAGGGUCAUGGAGACUGGGUGAUGGAUGUUGCAGUUAGCAGCAACAAGAAAUGGAUUCUCUCUUCCUCAAAGGAUUCUACUUUGAGAUUAUGGAACAUUGAAAAGGCUGAUCAUAUACCUGCAGUGAUAGAAAAUAGGAAAAGAGGCUCACAAAUAGUUCAGUGUGAAGACUGUGAGAAGCCUUUCUCGCUUCUACAAUGCAAUGAUUCUGUUGUGGUAACAAAGUGUGUAUUUUGUCGACUGGCUAUGCCAACAAGAAAUAUUAUGCCAUUGCCACCUACAUGUUCUCCUGAUCUCUAAAUUCAUCCCAGAAAUGUCUAUUUGUUAAUACUUGGGGUAUAUUAAGCAUAUGUCUGUUCGUAUUUGUGAAUACCUGUAUGUAUUUUAGGCAGACAAGAUUCUUUGCGUAAAUGUGAUAUCUUUUAUUGGACCAAUUAAAUAGUUGGAAAAAUGUUAAGCUUGCAAAGAACUAUUUUUCCAACUACUGUAUUUAGUUGGUCUAACAAAAAUUAUCAUAUUUACCCAAAGAGCCUUGUCUGCCUAUGUCGUUAGACCACCACUGUUAUACCCAACACUCCUGUAUAUAUUUUAUGCACACAGAAAACUAAGAACUUCCUUUAAACCCCUGUGCCGUACAUUGACCUUUACAUUAAAAAAUUAUUUUGAUUCACUGAUCAGGUGUGCAGUAUUUUCCUAAUAUAACAUGACAAGAUCAAGCCGUAAUUUCUGAAAACAAUUCAUGCUGUCCUGUACUAGAAAAUUACCUCCUUACCCUUCAUUAAAUAGUUCUAGGAGAGGUCUGUAUAAGUUCUGUAUAAUACAGACCUGCUCUUGCCAUGUACAGAACAAUUCCAGCACUUCCCAGGGUUGGCCUCUAAAGACCACCCCUAUUCAGUAAUUAUAUGAGAAUGAGCUGUAGUCAGACUGUGUCCUCUUAAGAGGAAUUUAUUAGGAAAAAAAGUAACUUUUACCUUAGUAAGUAGCAUGUAGCAGCCUGGAAUGUAAUUAAGCUGAGAAACAAAGGGGAAUCCAUUAUACAUAUGUAGAUUUCUUCCUUUUUGAAUGUGUUUCUCGUAGAGCCUUUGAAACAACAGCUGGAAUCCCAAAGUCAUCUUCUUCUCAUGUCUACACCACAUUUGACCAUUUUAUUACACAUGCUUGUGCUUUGUUCAUUGUACUUUGGAAGAUCUUUGCAAAUGGUUUUUCAUUGUGCCUUCAAGCAGUAGGCAUUGAUUUUGACCCUACAAAUUGAUCCUGAGGUUAAAUCCAAGUUACUGUUUAAGAAACGGCAUGUUUCAUCCAGCUUUACUGGAUAAAAUAUUGUAUAAAAUAUUAGGUGACAAGUUGCAGUAAAAUUCAAGACACUCUCUUCCUUUUCUUUUAAAAUAUCAUUACAUUAUUGUACAAGGUUGAGGAAAAUGCAGUGUGAUGUGUACUGGAGUUGUUUUUUUCAAAAUAUAUAAUAUGGUAUAUGCACAUUUCCUUGUUGGAAUAAGUAGUCUUAAAUGUGAAUAGGAAUUCUGGACUAAUUUCUACACAUUUGAAAAUGGUUAGUUUAAUUAAGUAGUACUUUUAUUUUAGAACUUAUGAUGCCUUUUGUUCUUCUUGGCCCUUUCAGAUAAGAAAUCAAAGCUCUUCAGUUUUUCAAUUGAGAUAGUGAGACCAAUUGCUAAGUAUAGAGAGUUUUGUGCAUGAAUAGUGUGACAUUCAGAUAUGAAUAGUUAGAAAUUUUCUUUGAAAGGGUAUUUUUAGUUCCCAAAAUAAGAAAAAUAAAUCAAACAUUCUUUCUUUGUGGUAGCAAAUACAAGUUUUAUAAAGCCAGUGUGUAUUAUAGCUGCUUAUUUAACAGAAUUGAUUUUCUAAAAUAGGACAAAGAAUAAAGAGAAAAGGAAAUUCUGCAGCUACAUCAUAAUGGGAUUUCAGCCAAUUUAGUACUUGUGAAUAAACAGCCUGUUUGGAGACUAAUUUUGCAAAAUACAUUCCUAACCAUAUAAUAAAAUUAAGCAAUUCAGGAACUGGA